AGGACAGAGUUAGUGGAGUCAGAGCCUCUUCCUCCACCAUGCAGCCGACAACUCGACUCACAACCCGGCAGUAACAAGUGUUUCCAAAGCGGCGAAUAUUUAUGCGAGAAGAGUGUGCGUAAAGAGCGAGGACAAAUUGUGCGUAAUUUCCCCUUUUUUCUCUCUUGGAGUGAAAAAGCAGGCGGGGUUAAGCUUUUCCUGGAGGAUUUUUUUAUUUAUUUUUCAUUUAAAGGGGAGUAUUUUGGUCACAGAUUUAUCACCGACAUGGAGUACACGUCGUCCCCGAAACCGCAGCUCUCGUCCCGGGCAAAUGCUUUCUCCAUAGCCGCCCUGAUGUCCAGUGGGAAGCCCAAUAAGGACAAGGAGACGGAGGAGAACACCAUCAAGCCUCUGGAACAAUUUGUGGAGAAGUCUUCCUGCACGCAGCAGUCCCUCGCGGACCUGUCCUCGCUGGAGGGGCACGGGGACUACAGCGGGAGCGCGCCCGCGGUGUGCACGGAGCCGCUCAUCCCAACCAACCCCGGGGUCCCGAGCGAGGAGAUGGCGAAGAUCUCGUGCUGCCUCGAGACCAAAGAGCUGUGGGACAAAUUCCACGACCUCGGCACCGAGAUGAUCAUCACCAAGUCCGGAAGGAGGAUGUUCCCCACCAUCCGGGUCUCUUUCUCCGGGGUGGACCAGGACUCCAAGUACAUCGUGUUGAUGGACAUCGUCCCGGUGGACAACAAGCGGUACCGGUACGCUUACCACCGGUCCUCCUGGCUGGUGGCCGGCAAGGCCGACCCUCCUCUGCCCGCCAGGUUGUACGUGCACCCGGACUCCCCGUUCACCGGAGAGCAGCUCGUGAAGCAAAUGGUUUCCUUCGAGAAAGUGAAACUGACGAACAACGAGCUGGACCAACACGGACAUAUCAUCCUGAACUCCAUGCACAAGUACCAGCCUCGGGUCCACAUCAUCAAGAAGAAGGACCACACCGCCUCGCUGCUCAACCUCAAGUCGGAGGAGUUUCGCACCUUCGUCUUCACGGAGACCGUCUUCACCGCCGUCACGGCCUAUCAGAACCAGCUGAUCACCAAACUGAAGAUCGACAGCAACCCGUUCGCCAAAGGUUUCCGGGACUCCUCGCGGCUGACGGACAUGGAGAGCAGGGAAAGUGUUGAGAAUCUGAUCCACAAGCACUCGUACGCCCGGUCGCCGAUCAGGACCUACGCCGGAGACGAGGAGAACAUGAGUGAGGACGGACUGAGCAUACACAACAGAGGCUCAGCGUUCUCCGCCUCAGACAACCUCUCCCUGAGCUCCUGGGUCACCUCCGCCUCGGGUUUCUCGGGCUUCCAGCACCCACAGUCUCUGUCGGCCAUGGGCUCCGGCUCCCUGCCUCACCCCAUCCAGGGCUCCCUCCCCCCCUACAGCCGGCUGGGCAUGCCCCUGACCCCCGGCGCUCUGCAGGGCAGCGGGCCCUCCUUCCCCUCCUUCCACAUGCCCCGCUACCACCACUACUUCCAGCAGGGGCCGUACGCCGCCAUCCAGGGGCUGCGGCACCCCUCCACCGUCAUGACGCCCUUCGUAUGACUCCGUCCUGGGGGAGGAGACGGCCCAUCUUCACCUCAACACCCCAGAGAAACCAGUUAUCCCUCCACCUCCUCAUCCUGUUUGUACCUUUCCCCCUGGUCUGUGUAAAUAGUUUAGCGAGCGAGAGGAAGGGGAUUUGGCGUUCUGAUGAUGAAAAAAAAAAGGACCGUGGCGCCUCGUGUUUCUACGAACACUUUACUGACAUUGUACAAACGACCUCAAAACAACCUAAGACUGUACAGUGGGGCGUGUUUGGUUUUGGCCCUUGAAGAACAGAAAGUGGAUGCUCACCUUAAAACUCAAUUGAACAAUAUUUAGAAGAUCCUCUGAAGGGUCUACACGAGGCUUUACAGACGGAAAGGAGAAGACAAACUUGACUAAUCCCUCAAAGGACAUUUAUUAAGCUGUGUGAACCUAAGAAGAGGACUUUGAGAGACUCACCUGACGCUGCAGUUUGUUGGACACUGAGGACAUUUCAGCGUCGCAGACUCUCAGCUUUUCUCUGUUUUAUAGAAAGCCAGCCAUAUGUACAGCUCCUCGCUCAGUUCGAAAUAAUGUCUGUUCAAAUGCAUUAAUGCAACAUUUACUCGUAGGGAAAUCCUCUCUGUAGAUUGCUAAAAGAAAAUAUUCAAAGGACGCAUGCUGACCGCAGUAGAAACACGCUGGGGAACUUUAUAUGGAAUAUUAUGGGAUGAUAAGCUCUAACCUGCAACAGGGUGAAGGCUCUUUGUGUGCUUUAAAGGCUCGGUCACACCACAAUUAAAAAAAAACACAUCAAAAUCCAUUAAUUUAUAACAAAUCUGUGGAUCAAAACGUUGACAAUGACCGAUGGCAAACUGUCCCAACAGUGCCGAUUUUACUGACGUUACAAGAGACGGAUCAAUCAAAAAUGUUGGAAACUAUAGUAUAACUUAUUAUUUAUUUAUAUGAAAAACAAACCGUUCAAAAAGUGGCUCUGAUAUGUCAAAAAACGUCCAUAAAAUCAUGUAUUUAUAUUAUUUUCCCCCGUCAAAAUGUUCUAACGACCGUCACUCCACAUGUUUUUGCUGUGGGAGCUACUGGUGUGACUGGGUCUUCAUUAAGAUGGAGUCAACUACACAAUGUGUUUAAAUAAUCAGGUCUCAAGAAGUCAGAUUUGACUUCAGUGGCCAUAAAUGUGUUUCCUCUGGGCUUUAGGGGAACAAACAGGCUUUAAUGUAACCUCAUUAAUCAUGCAUUGAAAUCUCUUUUAAUGUGCAGAAACAUUUGAAGGGUAACAGCAGCGUGACUUGAUGUUUUUAUUGCAAACAGACAGCAGCAUGAGUGUGAAACAUCCCAGUGUUUCUGUUUCCGUGUGUGGCCUGCAGCCUGUUAGCGGUCGGUGUUAGCGGUCGCUGUUAGCGCUCUGAUUCAUGGCUGCAGCAGAGCGAGGACAGAGCGUCUGCACCUGGAAGUAAUGGCUCUCUGCUCGCUCAUUUAAAACAUGCAGGCUACUAAAGGCAAGUGGUGACACUCAUUACCGGUGCAGGUGCAUACAAACGGCAGCUCACUGUGGGGAGUCAUUUAUUUAAAAGAUAUGAAGAAAUAGAAGUUGCACAGCAGGUGGCAUUGACGUACCUGAAGCACCACAUUUUAAAUCAAGUAGCUCAUGAUCAAAAACUCUCCAUCUCUUCGUGUCACUGUCUAUAAAUGAAUCCUAAAAACUAGAGACGGAUAUAUCUGUGUUUGUCGGCUGAUAAAUAACAACAAUUUGCAGAUGUUAUUCAUAAAAACACUGUCCAUUUUGACACUUUUGUCCCAUUUCACUUAUUAUUCCUGGGGUGCUUUUCUGAUUAGAAUCUAUCACAUAUCAGAAAAUAGCAUGUCCAAAUGAUAACAGAGGGGGACAAAUUCAAUUGAAUGUAUGAUCAUCUGACUAAACCCCCACAAUAUCAGUUUUCUGAGACGCAUCAAUAAAGUUUUAUUCCAAGACUAAUUGCUAGAAAAUGACUGAUACAAUAUAGAUUUCAAACAACUUCCAAUAAUGUUCUUACAGGGGAAAAUCUGACUUUUACGGACAAAAUAUUAGACAAGAUAUCUGGUUCUGGUGCAGAUGUUUUGCAGUGAGGCUGUCAUGAUUUAUGCAAAGAAACAAAUCUAUACAUAUUUGGGCUUGUUGCAUCCUGGAAGCAUCAGAAAUGGGACGUCGUGUUGAUUGAGUGCUUUAUGGACGAUGAAGACUUUUCUCUGUACUAAUGUAUACAUUUGGGUUUCACAAACACUGUUAUUGUCACAGUUUGCCACAUUUCUCACAUCAUAUGAAGCCAGUUGAAGUUGAAUAUGGACAUAUAUGCUCUUCUGACCCCUUGCAUAAUCAUUCAUGUGCAAGCAGCUCGUUUUAUCCCAUCUGUUCAUUAAUGACGUCUCCUAAUUUACCUUUUACCGAUGUGUAACCUGAGCUUUGUGUGACAGGUGUGUACAUGAACCGAGUGUUAAUAUCAUCAGUGUAACCAUAAGCCCCUCCCCCUUCACCACUGAGAAUAAUGUCCCUUUUUUUUUUUACAUGAAAACGUUUUAUUUUGUACACCGAACGAGAUUGUGUUUUGAUGAUUUUUAAGUGCAAUAUAUUUAUUUUGCUCUCUGGAAAAAAAAUGUGUAAUGUACUAUGCCGCAUUUAACAAAAAAAAAAAAAAA
Molecule: messenger RNA, 4221 nt
Organism: Trematomus bernacchii (emerald rockcod)
Lineage: Eukaryota; Metazoa; Chordata; Actinopteri; Perciformes; Nototheniidae
Gene: tbx20
Product: T-box transcription factor 20
Exons: 8
Coding region: 265-1569 (434 amino acids)
Biological process (GO): cell fate specification; regulation of transcription by RNA polymerase II; positive regulation of DNA-templated transcription
Cellular component (GO): nucleus
Molecular function (GO): RNA polymerase II cis-regulatory region sequence-specific DNA binding; DNA-binding transcription factor activity, RNA polymerase II-specific
Source: RefSeq, a predicted model, not a curated record